Messenger RNA from Lipotes vexillifer (Yangtze River dolphin), 324 nucleotides. RefSeq names its product sorting nexin 24 (gene SNX24). NCBI's taxonomy places the organism in Eukaryota, Metazoa, Chordata, Mammalia, Artiodactyla, Lipotidae. Gene Ontology annotation, molecular function: phosphatidylinositol phosphate binding. The transcript is spliced from 4 exons. The coding region runs from base 1 to 324 and encodes 107 amino acids. The record is from RefSeq and is a predicted model, not a curated record.
AUGGAGGUCUACAUCCCGUCCUUUCGCUACGAGGAGAGUGACCUGGAGCGGGGAUACACGGUGUUUAAGAUAGAAGUGCUAAUGAAUGGAAGAAAACAUUUUGUUGAAAAAAGGUACAGCGAAUUUCAUGCCCUGCACAAAAAGCUUAAGAAAUGUAUUAAAACUCCAGAAAUCCCUUCCAAACAUGUUCGGAACUGGGUCCCAAAAGUCUUGGAACAACGACGACAAGGUUUAGAAACGUAUUUACAGGCUAUAAUAAUAAAAGUAAAGGAAAAUAUAAUCAUAAACCAUCACAAUUUAAUUGGCUAUCCCCAACUUCCUUGA